This is a messenger RNA of Tetrahymena thermophila SB210, 2172 nucleotides long. RefSeq names its product chromodomain protein. Gene Ontology annotation, molecular function: chromatin binding. Lineage: Eukaryota; Ciliophora; Oligohymenophorea; Hymenostomatida; Tetrahymenidae. The transcript is spliced from 5 exons. Gene Ontology annotation, cellular component: pericentric heterochromatin. Gene Ontology annotation, biological process: chromatin organization; negative regulation of transcription by RNA polymerase II. The record is from RefSeq and is a predicted model, not a curated record.
AAGAGGAAAAAGAAAGUCCAUCGUUAGAAUUAAUUAAAAAGUCUUUUGGUUAAAAAAGAAAACAAAGUGGAAGAAAAAGCAAAUUACAUAAUUAAUUAAAAAAAGCCUUUUAUUUUUGUAAUGAAUAUUUAAGAUAAUAUAGACUAAGCAAAUAAUUUUUAAGAAGAAGAGAGUCACAGCAGCUAAAAGAGAGAAUCAAUAAACAAUCAUAAUGAAGAACCAAAUAAUUCAAUUAUGAUAAAGCAAUCAAUUAAAUAAGGAUAAAAAGCAAAAGAUGCAUAAGUUAGUUUUUAAAGCAACACAAAAACAGAAGAUGAAUCAGAAUAGCAAAGCUAGUCAUAAUCAGAAGAGAAAAGAAGAGUAAUUAGAAAAAAAAAGAUAAAAGCGCAAAAUCAUGAUUCAGAAUAAAAUAAUUAGAGUUAAAAUAGCAGUUAUCAUGAUGGAAUUGUUAGAUUUAAAGAUAGCAGUGAAGAUAUAGUAUAAGAUUAAUAAAAAAAAAGAAAAAUUAAUGAUAACAUGAAGGAUUAAAUUAAUAAAUAAGAUGGUAACACUGACAAUAAUCAUGAUGAUAAUGACAACGACGACGACGACGAUGAUGAUGAAAAUGAAUAAAAUGAAAAUUAUAUAGUAGAAAAGAUUAUUAAAAAAAGAAUAAAAAAUAAAAAGUGCGAAUAUUAUGUUAAAUGGUAAGGAUACCCUUCAAAUAAAAAUACUUGGGAACCUCUUUCAAACUUAGAGAAUGUAAAGGAUAUGAUCUAUUAGUAUGAGUAUGAUUUACCUUAAACUGGUAAACAACCAAAAGUAAACAAACAAAUUCUUAAAAACUUAGAUCAUACAAAAAUAGAAAGAAUUUUUGGUCAUGAUAGGAUUGGCAAAAAGUCUGAAUAUUUAGUGUCUUAUACAGGCAUUCCAAAACCUUUAUGGGUAUUAAAGCAUGACCUUCCAAUUAGCUAUUAUAAAUAGUAUGAAAGUAAGCUUUCAGCAAGCGAUCCAGUAUGCAUUAUUUAAUAGAUUAAAUAAACUAGCAAUGAAAAAGAGUCAAUUUAAAAGAGAGGAAGAAAACCCUCUGUAAAUAGCAGUGAAAUAGAAAACUCAUUUAGUAAAAAAAAUAAUAAUUAAUUAUUUUCAAGUAGAAGCAUGGAAGAACAGGAGGAUGAAGUUGAUGAUCUAAAUGAUGAAGAAAAUUAAGAAAAAUCUAAAUAAAUUAGUGAUAAGGCAAAAAGAGGGAAGAAAGCAAUAGUUUCAGAUGUAGAAAGCAAUUCAAUUCCAUAAUCAAUAGCAGCUAAUAAAAUAAAGAGAGGCAGACCUAAAAAGAAACCUACUCCAAAUUCUUAAAAUAGCAGCAUAGUAAAUAAUUCUUAGAUUGAGGACGAAAGUAUUUUAAAUAGCAAACCUAAAAAAAAAGUUAAAAUAUAAUAAUAAGAAAAGUAAAGCAUUUCAAGUAAAAGUUAAUAAGAUACUUCCUCUAUUAACGAAAAUAAUUUAGAUAAUACCGCUAAUUUAAAUAAUACUACAUUAUUAUAGUAAAUAAAUGUUUAAGCUAUAAAAAAUGAUUAGUAAAUUUUAGUAAAGAGAGAAAGCUACUAGGAUUCUUCAGAUGCUACUUAAAUGCAAAAUAAAAAUUUUAAUGAAAAUUAUCCUAAAGAAGGAAGUUUCGAAGCAAAAGAUAAAGUUUAAAGAGUUAUUAUAAGAAGUUCUGAAAAAGAAUUAGAAGCUAUGAUUUUUGAAGUUUUCUGGAAACCAAGACCUGAUGGUCAACAGCCUAGAUCAAAAUUAGUUAGAUAUGAAGAACUUAAAAAAAAUUCUCCAGAAUCUUUAAUUUAUUGGUUAGAAGUUAUGGUAAAAAAUUCUGUUAAAGAAUUAGAAAGCGAUGAUGUAAUAAUAAAAGAAUUAAAAGAAAAAGUCUAAUAACUUGAGUAACAAAUAUAAAAUAUAACUAUAACAACUCCAACUAGAUAAAAUAUUUAGCAACCUCACAACAUUUUACCUUUUCAUCAUAUGGGUAUUCCUUAAAACCUAUAAUUUACACAUCAAUAACUCUAGGACAUGCCAAUUCAUUUUUAAAAUAAUUAAGAAUAGAAAUUUGUAUAAUUUUCAAACAACGAAUUGUUAAAAGCAAAAUUUAAUAAUUAAAAUCAAGGGUAAUAAUUAUUAUAAAAUAAAAAUCGUUGA